AUGGCUCGAUACCCAUCCUUUGAAGAAUACGCCAAGCGCAAUGCUUUCGGUGAAGGCAUAAAGCGAUGUGAGCAGCUUUUGGCAACAAGCCCGAAAGAUGUCGAUCUUUUGACCACCAAACUUCGCCUCUUAUGCGCCUCGAAACCAGAAUCAGAAGAUGGCCCAAAAGUGCUUGAACAACUGUCGACGAUAUCACCACCGAUACAGGACUAUCGACAGCUCGAGAUCAUAGAGGCUGCCGUUGUCGAUUCGUUCAGGAACACUUUCCCGCCUCCUCCAACAGCUGGGCCUGUGGUUGCCAAGCUGUGGGACAGUGCCUUCAAAGCAAACACAAAUCUCGAUUACAGGCUAGAUCUACUUUCCGUGCGCUUCUCCAGAGCAGUUCUCGACAACCGGUUGCAGGAUGUUCAGCAAGCCCUCAUACAGCUGAAAGCUGUAACACCUAGAAAUCGAGCGAUCUACAUGGCUCAUGCUGCUUACACCCAACUUCUGUCCACGAAGAAGGAUGAUUUGCAGUCAAAACUCGCUAUUGGUCUGGCGCGAAAAGCUGUGAACGAGAAAUUCGAUGAUGAGAAAGCGCUCGAUUGUAGGGUUGCUGGUCAAAUCUUUGCCAUUCAAGGCAGUGAGAAGGAUCUCGAAUCUAUCAGAGAGCGACCAGCGUUCCGGGAAAGCAAGCAGGUAUACGAAGCACUUCAGCUGCAUAAGAAGAGCACAACAAAUGCAGAAGCGAAUGGGACAGGAGAGAAAAGUGAUCCGUCGAAGGUCUCAUCAAGAGAAUGGCUCCAGUCUGAAGUCGACCAGUUGAAGCACAACUUCGGCGAGCUCAUUGAUGCGAAUGCAUCGGUCGAGGUUUUGAAGGAAUUCACUGCCAAUUCCAUCCGGCUGUUCCAUACCGCAACAACGUCACUCGAUCUUGGAGCACGGAACCGAGUUGCUGCAGAUCCCUGCUUCCUCGCAGUUUCGGGCCUCGUGAAGCUUUUCGCCGACACAAGCGAUGAAGCCUACCUCUUGCAGGCAGCAUAUUUUACGGAAAGUCUGCUCAGGUUCAAUGAGCACGUACACGAAGCGAGACUGAUUCUGGUCUACAUCUACACGCGGCUUGGACUUGGCGGAAAUGCGAUGCGCCUAUUCGAUUCGCUGAAUAUCAAGGAGAUCCAGUUUGACACUGUGGGCCAUACCUUGUUCACGAGGCUGUCUAGUAUACACCCCUUCCGGACAAAGCUGCCUAGUGAGGACUGGUAUGAGCCGCAUGAGCGCACUAACAAAGCUCUACAAGUAUAUCCUCGACAUGAAGACAAGCUAGCAGAUUGUGAGUGCGCCAUCCUUAACCAUGCACAGUCCGGCAUGAUCUUCGAGCUCAAUCAACUUCGAAGCGAGCUGCGGCAUAGCUGGUCUAGACGAAUGCUACUCCUGGAGCACAGGAGGACUGCUCGUCUUUCUGGAAAAGGCUACGGGAAAGCCACAAGUGAGGUCGGUCCGAGAGUGCUCGCAAACUGGACGCAAGUCAAGGACAAUCGUGACUUCAACGCCGCGUUCAACCAUGGUUUCAACGUCGAGAAAGCCCUAUACGGCACCAAUGGCAGGAUUCCAGGCGAGGGAUGGAUGCUCUACAGCCUCGCAGCUGAUGUCGCAUGGUCACUGGCCGGGAAGCAAAUCGCCCUCAUCAUCGACACGGAUAACCUAUUGGCCGCCCUUGAGAAGGCCACGGCUUCAGAAGAUAGUGAUCUUACGGGUGCCGAAAUCCUCUCCUCCCACAUCAUCACCAAGAUUCUGUCCGUCCUCCAGAAAGUCAAGUCUGGCACCUCACCAAGCAAAGACUCCAUCGAUGUGAUAUCCACCGCAGUGAAGAAACUCCCCAUCUCCUCCCUCAUCGCAUCAAAAGACCUCCUCGCAGAGCACAUCUCCGAUCACUACAUCUUCAUCGACACCAUGCUCAUCAUCCAUCGAACAUGCAAGUACAUCAAAGAAGUCGCCGAACACAUUCCACAAGAAGUAGCAAGCCUGCAGCAAACAGCAAUGAAAAUCAUCAAAUUACUGCAGACCCAUGCGACUGAGCAAGCAGCGGGAUUAAAAGUCCAAGAUGUAGUUCAAAAAAUUCAGAAAGACGAUGUGCUAGGGAAGGAAAUCGAUGCAUUUGGGAAUGAGGAUUUGAAGGCUUCUGCGGAGGAUCUCGUGGUUUCUGCGAAAGAGGGAUGGGAAGGUGUGAGUAGGAUUGCUCUGCCAUCGUGA
Molecule: messenger RNA, 2229 nt
Organism: Pseudocercospora fijiensis CIRAD86
Lineage: Eukaryota; Fungi; Ascomycota; Dothideomycetes; Mycosphaerellales; Mycosphaerellaceae
Exons: 1
Coding region: 1-2229 (742 amino acids)
Source: RefSeq, a predicted model, not a curated record